CUUCUGUAAUAAAAGCACCAGGACAUGUGUGUGCAGUGUGCGGGUGCACAAGGGAAGCCACGGAACUAAGGAGACAAAACUGUGGUGGACCCAGACGACGGGGGAUGGAGCGGCCCGACGAGUCAACCCUCCUCCCGCUUCUCUCCCUACAGCCCGCUGACCUUGAACCUCCGCUGUGCUAGCACAGACACUCCCAUUCGCUAAGACCCUGAGGUGCACGGCUCGUUGUGAGAGGCUGAAGGAACCACAGACAAUAACAACGUGUCAGACAUCCCGUUUGGAUCGAGAGCCUCGGGGAGGCCCCAUCAUGAAACCUUCUAUCUCUGCGGGGCCCCCAUCUGGCCUGCUGCUCGUCCUGAUGUGCUGCCCCCUGCUGGGCUUGGUGCAGUCGGCCAGCAGCAACAAGGCCAGUGAUAAUGGACACCCGCACCUGGGAGACUCCGACCCGGAGCGAUGCAUGAGGCACCACUUUGUGGAGACCAUCACACAUCCGAUUUAUAAGUGCAACUCCAAGAUGGUGCUGCUGGCGCGCUGCGAGGGCCACUGCAGCCACACAACCCGCUCCGACCCCCUCAUCUCCUUCAGCUCGGUGCUCAAGCAGCCCUUCAAGAGCACCUGCUCCUGCUGCCGGCCGCACACCUCCAAGCUGAAGGCGGUGAGGCUGCGCUGCUCCGGCGGGACUCGCAUCACGGCCACUUACAGAUACAUCCUCGCCUGCAACUGCGAGGAGUGCAGCUGAGCAGGGAGCGGCGCCGUCCAAACCCUCAAGACUCUGAAGACCCAGCAUUUUUCUUGGCCUCCGACGUUAAUCUACAGCUUUCCAGAGCGUUUCGGUUGAUUAUUGGAUCAGAGACUUGCCCCAGAGGACGGCAGCUCAACGUGCUCGUUGAAAUGUUGGGAGUGACAGUUUGGAGCGAUCGUACCACCCUCGCACAGGCCUCAGCAUCGACCUGCAGCCCAGGGACUCACACGCAACAUCUAUACCCUCUCCAUUAUGUGCAUUCAAUCAGCGUAAAUCAUCAGAAGCAUACUUCUCCAGCACUCGAGGCCAAACACCACAAACUGCUGCUCCCAGGAGGCAGCUGGAGACCCUCCUCACUGCAGAGACGCAGGCCUCCAUAACACGCAGGUCUGUGAACCACAGUCUGAGAGCUCAUUACAAAUAUCUGCCACAGGCUCCAUUAAAGCUCCAGCGUGCGUUGACGACAAAAUACAACACGGCUCGUUAAAAAGCAACAUGGGAAAGGACGAGGCCCGGGGAGAAGGAGCGGAUCCACAUGUGGCGGAGCGAUAGAGGGGCACCUGCGCUUAUUCACCCAGUAAUCUUUGACGCUCUUUCAUCUAGCUGUGUAAAACACGAGCGGACAGGAGAGCUCAUGAUGACAGAAGGUUCUGUCGUCCUCUGGGUGGCGGCGUGGACUCAGACUGUCGAAGCUAUCAGUGUUGAUUUGAAAUGUAAACUGUUCCUGUCGACAUUAUAGAAACUUUAGCUGCGAUCAGGAAACUGCUGCUUUUUGCCUGUGGUGUAUUGUUACUAACGACACGUCCAGUGGUUCCUCUUGUCGCUCUACAUUCGUCUGUAACCAGGACGUCAAACUGUCGGGCUCAAGCGUCAGCAGCCCGUCAGACAUCAACGCAUUAAAAACUCAUUCAAACUUCACGAAAAGGAAAACUUUGAAUUUGAAUAAACAGAUUUUUAUGUGGAAGCA
Paralichthys olivaceus (Japanese flounder) is the source of this 1709-nucleotide messenger RNA. NCBI's taxonomy places the organism in Eukaryota, Metazoa, Chordata, Actinopteri, Pleuronectiformes, Paralichthyidae. The record is from RefSeq and is a predicted model, not a curated record.